UUGUCUCCAUUGGUACUAUGGAUAAGUAUAUUGACUGCUCAGAAAUUCAGCGCUACAAAUCCAACAAGCGAUUGGUUAUUUCUCUGAAUCCUCUCCCGCACAGUGGUUCGACAUCAAACAAUGAGGCAUCAUGCAAUACCUGCACUAGAAAGUUGAAUGAACCGAAUCUAUAUCGCUACUGCUCCAUUUCUUGCAAGGUCAAAGCUAUUUCGCUAGAACCUAAUGAUUUGGUUCCUGCCGUAAUUCCUGACCAGAACCACAAUGCUCCUCAGGAAGGACCGGAUAUUCCUACUCAGGAAAGACCAGAGGCAAAUGCCGAACUCCCAAGGCCAAGAAAGAGAAGAAGAAAGGGAACACCACAUCGAGCUCCAUUCUUCUAAGAGCCUCCAGUAGAUCACAUGUCCUUCUUGCAUUUGCAUAGUCUGAAUAUGCAGGAUUCGAAGCAUUUUGAUUCAAUUUUGUUAUCAAGACAAUGAAAUUAUUACUUAAGUUAUACUGAAGUUCAGAAAUGUUUGAAUUCUAUUAA
Molecule: messenger RNA, 526 nt
Organism: Arachis stenosperma
Lineage: Eukaryota; Viridiplantae; Streptophyta; Magnoliopsida; Fabales; Fabaceae
Exons: 3
Coding region: 18-380 (120 amino acids)
Source: RefSeq, a predicted model, not a curated record